AUGAGUAUUUCCAUUUUUCUCGGCGUAUCCACCGUCCUCGCCAUUCUCUACGCAGUUCAAGCCACAGCAAUAUGGGACCAAGAUAAAGCGAUGGUGCAAUGCGUAGCAAAACUAACUCCGUGUCGUCCGUACGUUAACUCCGAGGCUCCUCCGCCGCUGUGGUGUUGCCAUCCGCUGAGAAAGAUCGUGGAGAAUGACGCGACAUGUCUAUGCGAAGCCUUCAAACAUCCAGACAUGUUGGCACUCAUUCAUCUCACCCAAGAGGCUGCUCUAAAUCUCAUUAGUUCAUGUGGCGUUAGUUAUGAUGCUUCAAGUUGUGACGCUGGUGAGUUCUAUUUCUUCGUCUAG
Molecule: messenger RNA, 348 nt
Organism: Brassica rapa (field mustard)
Lineage: Eukaryota; Viridiplantae; Streptophyta; Magnoliopsida; Brassicales; Brassicaceae
Product: protein YLS3
Source: RefSeq, a predicted model, not a curated record